Symbiodinium natans is the source of this 2505-nucleotide messenger RNA. Lineage: Eukaryota; Dinophyceae; Suessiales; Symbiodiniaceae. The record is from the annotation of a GenBank genome assembly.
AUGGCCGUUCUGACCUACGACCUUUUCAUGGUGCCCGCCUCUGUGUUUCACUUUGAGAAGUCCACGCAAGAGUCGAUGCGCGUCCUGCAGAUAAUGUGCACCAUAUAUUGGCUGUCGGACAUCCCGGCCACCUUUUUCACGGCCGUCUACGCGAACAACACGUUGCUGACGCAGCGCUGGGACAUUGCCAAGGAGUACCUUCAGACGUGGUUCGCCUUCGACAUCUUCGUCUUGAUUCCGGACAUGUAUUCCAUAGCGACCUACACAGACGAUGUGUCCGCGGAGGCCGCGGACGGCGUGGGCGUUGUGCGUGCCCUUCGCGCGGGAAGACUGCUGCGGCUCCUGCGCUUCCUGCGACUCCUCCGCCUGUUCAAGCUGAUGAAAGUCCUACGCAAGCUGAUCGAGCAAGUGAAUAACGCCAUCAUCCUACUGGCUCUACGCAUCAUCAAGUACGGAUUCAUGACAAUCUACUUGGCACAUGUGCUGGCAUGCCUAUGGUUUGCAAUCGGCGAUGUUGACAGAGGUUGGGUCUCCCUCGCAGGACGCGAGCACCUCGAGCGGCCGAUGGCGCACCGACUUGGCGAGAGCGGGCAUCGUCAGUCCUUUCAUGGUAGCAUCACAAACACCAUGGCCGACAUCGAGCGGCGGCGGCAGAGGAAGAAGCAGCUCCUGCAGUCGGUACGUGAGUACUGCAGCUCCCACCACAUCUCGGUGACCCAUGCGAUGAGCAUCAAGAGCUACGUGGAGAGGGAGCAUUCGCGGAAGAAGUCGCUCCAGGCGCACCUUGAGCUGCUAGAGACGCUGCCCCAAGAUAUGCUCAGAGAGCUCUUCCAUGAAGCACGAAGCCAGACUCUCCAGCAUCAUGGCUUCUUCGAUGAGAUGGGCCGGCGGGAUCCUCCUAUGGAGAUGGACCUGUGCAACAAGGCGCUUUCGGAGCGUUUCGUCCUUGUUUCGGACAAGAUCUUUAUCCCGGAGCAGGUCGCAGUCAACAUGUAUCUUCUCUCCACAGGCCAGUGCCCAAUGGUGAAGUGCCCAAUUCAAGAGCCCGCGGGCUGCCAGUGUUCUAAACCCCUCCGGACAUACUACGCGGUGACGGUCACGGAUCUGCGGGUCGUCUGUCUCCAUCCAGACAAUGAUGUUUUUGCUCUGGUCAUUCAAGUUCCGCUUCUGUCCGAUUGCAUGGAUCAUCUCAUGUCUUGGCGACGAGACGACUUUCAGGUGGCUUUUGCACGACAGAUGGCUGCUUCACUUCCCAGGACGCUGGCGGUCUGGUGGCGGGUCCGAAGUCGCCUGACACCAGUCUUUACGUUCUCCUGCCGAAUCUUAGACCCGGUUUCGUCAGAGAUCAAGGACAGGGUCGCAAAGGUCUGGAAUACGACAUAUUGGAACAACACCGACGCCUUCCAAGUCUGCGUGGCUUCCUUGACGUUGGCCCUGUGUGGGGAGAAUGUUGACCGCGCAUUCUGGGGAGUGGGAUCUGGAGGUGUCGGGCAGAGUCUACAGACGGCACACUUGCACUUGGAAGAAAUGCACAAGCAAGCCGCUCGUCUUCUCGGCAAGAUCGUCGUCGCCGGGCAGGAGACUGUGCAAGGAGCUCGCAAGUCCAUGCGAGAAGACAUUUACAAAAAGCACAUCUCCGCAGACAAGGUGCCAGAACGACUUCCGUACGCCGUUGACGCAGCCCUCGUGGCACUGCGUGGAUGGAAGCGUUUCGAGAUGAAUGCGUAUCCCAGGCUUCUCGUCAAACCGGCUUUCCAUCUCUGUGUGUUUCUCUGCCUCUCUGGCACUCUUUUCAGCUUCAUGUCUUUUGUUCCUUCCCUGGUUCCUCGUCCCUGGAAGUUCGUCAGCGUGACGGAACCUGCCAUCCAUUUCCGCAGGACCGUCGCGUGCCGCCUGACGUGUCUUGCUGUCCGCGCGAGCUGUGCUCUAGCCGUGGAGGAAACAGGUACUGUAGAUCCCUUGGAGAAGGUUUUGCAAGCUUCAGAGCCACCGCCGCCCGUGAAUAAGGUGCAACGUGCGAAGGAAGCGCGUGCGCGCGAGCAAAAUCAGAACGUGAAGGAAAUCAAGGAGUGGCUUCUGCAAGAACGCAAGGACAUCUUCACUGCGGCCCAAAUGCGAGCAGUCAAAGGAUGCGUUUCUUUCAGCUUCAGCCGGAGGGAUGCAGGAGACAUCCUCGAAAAGCUCGCUGCGGAUGGGCGGUUCCUCUCUAUUCCUCUCCGAGUACGACACCGGUCGCGUGUGAAAAGCAUGGGUCUCGAGUCCUCUCGGACGCUGAACCUCAAGACACUUGCCAAGCGUUACAACCAACAAAGGCAAGGCGGCAAGAAGCGAGGAGCCCCCAAGAGAAAGCUGACACAAAACGGUAGCGACGUGAAGCUUGGUGAGGACUUGGCACGCCUGGCGGAUCAGGAAGGUGAGUUCGAGGAAAGCAAGACCUUGGCAGAAGCAGGAGAAGUAGAUGAAGACGGGUUGGUGACUGUGCAAAGGCAGUACUUCUAUCCCUGA